UAGACAAGGACAAAAAGUGGAGGCAUAUGUUCAUUGUAAAAUUACACUGACUUUUUUAACUACCAUUCUACAUGUGACUUGAUUGUAUUACAAAAUAGUGAAUUGUAAUAUUUGUUUAUGUUCAUAGAAAUUUUAUUUAUUUGAAAAAAGAUGGGAAUCUUGGAAAAAAUAUCGGAAAUUGAAAAAGAAAUAGCGCGAACACAAAAAAAUAAAGCUACGGAAUAUCAUCUUGGUUUGUUGAAAGCGAAAUUAGCUAAAUACAGAUCUCAACUUUUGGAACCAUCAAAAAAAAGUGAAAAGGGUGAAGGUUUUGAUGUUUUAAAAUCUGGCGAUGCAAGAGUAGCGCUUAUAGGUUUUCCUUCAGUGGGAAAAUCAACAUUAUUAAGUACAUUAACCCACACGGAAUCUGAAGCAGCUUCAUAUGAAUUUACAACACUCACGUGCAUUCCUGGCGUCAUUGAAUAUAAAGGUGCCAAUAUUCAACUUCUUGAUUUGCCGGGAAUCAUUGAAGGAGCAGCACAAGGAAAAGGUAGAGGUAGACAAGUAAUUGCUGUUGCAAGAACAGCUGAUCUUGUACUUAUGAUGUUGGAUGCAACAAAACAAGAUGUUCAACGACAACUUUUAGAAAAAGAAUUGGAAUCAGUAGGUAUUAGAUUGAAUAAACAAAAGCCAAACAUAUAUUUUAAAAUUAAGAAAGGCGGUGGACUCUCUUUUAAUUCAACUUGUCCUUUGACUAAAUGUGAUGAGAAAUUAGUUCAAAUGAUACUUCACGAGUAUAAAAUAUUUAAUGCCGAAGUUCUUUUUCGAGAAGAUUGUACAGCAGAUGAAUUGAUUGAUGUUAUUAAUGCCAAUCGUGUUUAUCUUCCUUGUCUUUAUGUAUAUAACAAAAUUGAUCAGAUUUCAAUAGAAGAAGUCGAUAGAAUCGCCAGACAACAUAAUAGUGUUGUAGUUAGUUGUAACAUGAAACUUAAUUUGGACUUUCUCUUGGACACAUUGUGGGAAUAUUUAUCUCUUAUAAGAGUAUAUACAAAAAAGCCAGGUCAACCUCCGGAUUUUGACGAUGGACUCAUUUUACGAAAAGGAGUAACAGUCGAGCAUGUUUGUCAUGCAAUUCAUCGUACUUUGGCGCAACAAUUUAAAUACUCUCUUGUUUGGGGAACAAGUACAAAAUAUUCACCUCAAAGGGUUGGUCUGCAACAUAUUAUGCAUGACGAAGAUGUUAUACAAAUAUUAAAAAAAUAAAACUUUGAAAUAGAUAACUUAUUUGAUUUUAUCAAUUGUUUUGCAAAAUUUACUUCUAUAAUAAACUUAUACAUUUGAUAAA
This is a messenger RNA of Leptopilina boulardi, 1324 nucleotides long. Its product is annotated as developmentally-regulated GTP-binding protein 2. Gene Ontology annotation, cellular component: cytoplasm. The record is from RefSeq and is a predicted model, not a curated record. The transcript has 5 exons. Gene Ontology annotation, biological process: cytoplasmic translation. The coding region runs from base 151 to 1242 and encodes 363 amino acids. Lineage: Eukaryota; Metazoa; Arthropoda; Insecta; Hymenoptera; Figitidae. Gene Ontology annotation, molecular function: GTPase activity; GTP binding.